Molecule: messenger RNA, 549 nt
Organism: Paramecium pentaurelia
Lineage: Eukaryota; Ciliophora; Oligohymenophorea; Peniculida; Parameciidae
Source: the annotation of a GenBank genome assembly
AUGAAACAAAAUAUUAAAUCCCCUGCACCAUUUGCUAUCACUGAAGAAAAACACACUAUUGAAACUAUGUUAAAUCUUGUUAAACAUCAGACAUAAUAACUGAAAGAUUAGCAGCUUCAAUAGAGCAACGAAAUUAAGUUAUUAAGUAAAGCUUUCAGGGAUUAAAAUCAAUCAAUUUUGUAAAGCCAAAAUCAAGAAUAUUUUACUCUAACAUAAAAGUUAAUUGAAGAGAUUGAAUCUGAUAAUUAUUUUCAAGUUAAGCUGAAUUAAAUUUAAGCUUACAAUAAAUAACUUUAUAAUCUUAUUAAAGAUGUCUAAAAAGAAAUACCAUCUUAAUAUUAACAACUUUCUACUAUCAAUAGGAUAAUCAAUUUCUAUAAAUGCAUUUUCAAAAUAUCAAUCAAAUAAUUGAAUAAAGAAGAAGUGGCCAUUAUUUUUCAUUAAACCCUUGGAAAUACAGAUUAUGGGCAUCCAAUAAUAAUUAAAUUGAAGGAUAACAAAUAACAAUAAAGGGAAUAAUUUUGGAAUCAAUUUACAUCUUUAAUGUGA